ACUUUUAAUAGCUUUGUCAUGUGAUUGAAAGCAGUUGUAAGAUAGGUGCCCUCAGUUUUUUUCUCAGUAAGGGGCAGUUGCCUAGACGAGAUCGAGUGGAGCGCGAGUGGAUUUCUUUUUGCCUGAUUUCUUUUUUGUUUCUUUCGGACUGUCAUUCAGUGCCUGGAUGGCGUGGGACAGGUGUAACCAAGACUCGGUCUGGAGAGAAUUAGAGUGUGCUGCUUUGGUUGGUGAAGACCAACCCCUCUGCCCAGACCUCCCCGAACUCGACCUCUCAGAGCUUGAUGUCAGCGACCUGGAUGCCGAUAGCUUCCUGGGCGGGCUCAAGUGGUACAGUGACCAAUCAGAGAUCAUUUCCAGUCAAUAUGGCAAUGAGGCUUCUAACUUGUUUGAGAAGAUAGAUGAGGAAAAUGAGGCCAAUUUGCUGGCAGUGCUUACAGAAACCCUGGACAGCAUCCCAGUGGACGAGGACGGAUUGCCUUCGUUCGAGGCCCUGGCAGAUGGGGACGUGACCAAUGCCAGUGACCAGAGCUGUCCCUCUACCCCCGACGGCUCGCCGCGCACCCCCGAACCAGAGGAACCCUCCCUGCUGAAGAAGCUUCUUCUGGCGCCCGCGAACUCCCAGCUCAGCUAUAAUCAGUACAUAGGUGACAAGGCACAAAACCAUGCAGCCAGCAACCACCGAAUCAGACCACCACCUGCUGUUGUCAAGACGGAGAACUCCUGGAACAGCAAGCCGAGGGGGGGCUGUCCGCAGCAGAGCCGUCUAGUGAGGCGCCCGUGCACCGAGCUGCUCAAGUACUUGACCGCCACCGACGACAUCCUCCUCCAGACCAAAGCCAGCGAAGCCAAGAGCGCCUGGGGGGGCGGCGGCAAAGACAAGGGCGGCCUGCUGGGCGCCUCGUCCUCCUCCUCCUCACCGUCCUCCACCACUUCCUUCUCCUCCCUCUCCUCCUCCUCCUCGAUCGCCUCCAAGAAGAAGUCGUCCUCGUCGUCUGUCGUGUCACAGCAGCAGCAGCAGCAGCAGCCACAUCACCAGCGAGGUGAGAGCCGGGCUGCUGGCGAGUGUAGUGUGGCUGGUGUGGGGGCUGGGAAGUGGCGUCGCUGCGCUCAUGGGGCUGGCACUGAGGGACAGUCCGAACCCGCGGCGGCACCCGCUCCUGUCCCCCAGGCACGUAGGAACGACAGCGUCCAUGCCUGCCCCAAACUGGAGCGCAGGCCGUCCAGUGAAGAAGGAAGGCCGCCAGGUCCGCAGCCUGCGGUGGAGGCGGGCCGCCUGGCAGCCGCUAGGUUCAUUAGGUACAUGCAUUCUUAUUCUCUCCCUCCUAGAGAGACGGGUCAGACAGGCAGCUGUGGGCGUUGCCGUAAGGCGGGCGCUGCCACUCAGGCAAUUGAGUGCUGGGGCAGGCAUGACCGUGGUGCGGCGGCGACUAGGCACAUCGUAGUGACCGUUAAGAAAAGAGAGGAGGAGUCAGGGCAUCCGUUGCUUAGCCAGCUGCUGACCUCCAAGCAGAGGCCCGCCCGCUAUCAGGCCCACUUUCUCCCGCCCACUACUACCCCUCAGCCUUGCAAGAGCAGUUCUUCAAGAAUGAGCUCUGGAAUCCUGGAGAGGGAUGAGUGUCCCAGCCAGGCUAUUGAGGUGGAGGAGAAGGAGCACAGAGGGACUGUCAAUAUCAAUCCCGGCAGAUGGGGUCUCAGACAGGCCAAGGAGCCUGAUUCGGACCCCCUGUUGGCCGAGAGCUUAGGCCUAGGCAGCUGGGUUAGCCAGCCAGACCAGGGGCUAGAUUUGGGGUUGGGGCUGGGCUGGCUGGAGGUUGGCCUGGUGGAGCAGGCUGACUGUUUCGGGGAGGAUGUUCCCGAUGAUGAUGCCAUGGGCAGUCCCAUGGCGAUCUCAUGGGGCCUGCCAAGCCCAUUCUUCCCAGAUUGUAGAAAUCCAGACCCCACUCCCUCCAUGACACAGCAACACCUACACAUGCAGGCAGUCUGCAGGCACCCCGAGGACCAGAGCCUCCCGUUGUUAGCCAAACCAACCACCUUGCCACUUCCUUUGACCCCAGAGUCUCCAAAUGACCACAAGGGAUCACCGUUUGAGAACAAAACCAUUGAACGCACAUUGAGUGUGGAGAUCUCUGGAACCCCAGGUCUGACACCACCUACCACGCCCCCCCACAAAGCCAGUCAAGAGAACCCUUUCAAAGCAUCGUUCAAAACCAAGUUGUCUUCAUGCUCCCCGUCUGCCCUGGCGUGCAAGAGGGCUCGGCUGAGCGAGGCGAAACCCUGCAGGCCCCUAGCCCCAACCUCGGCCCCAGGCAGAAAGGGCCCAGAGCAGACUGAGCUGUACGCCCAGCUAAGCAAAGCGUCCACUGCCCUCCCCACCUCUGUGGUUGCUGCGACGACAGGGGGCUGCAAGGAGGAGCGCUGCUGCGGCAACAACAAGCGCAGUGUCCAGCCUCGCUGCUACGGCGACCACGACUAUUGUCAGUCCACGGCGGCCAGCACAAAACAGGACCCUGCCGCCGGCGCUAACGCUAAUGCGGCUAACGCUACCAUUACCAUGACGACUACUAUGACAACCCCUCUGAAGCCCAAUCCGGGUGUGGCGGAGGACAGGCAUGUGGAAUGUAAGGGCUCUUCCUCCUUUUCUUCCUCCUCUUCAUCCUCUACAUCUCCUCCUCCAUCUUCAUCCUCUUUGGCCAAGCAGCUGCAGCAGCAGCAGAGCUCUUCCCCUGUGGGUAAGGAGGCUCGGGGGCAGGACCGGACCCCCAUCACCCAGGACAAACCACACCCACCACAGACCCCAGAAGGGGACCAGCACUCUGCCAGCAGGAAGCAGCCCCUGCGAGACCAGGAUAUCCGGGCGGAGCUCAACAAGCACUUUGGCCGCCCCCAGCAAGCCAUCUAUAGCCAGGGUGAGAAGGGGGAGGAGGUGGUGGUGGAGGAGGGGAGACAGGGAGGAGGGGAGAUGGCCGGAGCCCUGCAGACACCCAAAGAGAGCCCUGCUGGGUACGAGAACUACCGCACACUCCCUAGUUCUGGGUCUGGUUCUACUGGGUACCUGCACCCGGGCCUCUCUCCCUUCCACAAGGAGCUGGAGGGUCAGGGCGUCGAGGGGCACUUCCUCUACCCCUGGGAGGGCACCCCCCUGGACCUGCUUUUCGAGUCCUGCUCGCCGUCCUGCUCGCUGUCCAGCUGCUCCCCCUCACGGGGCUCCGUCUCGCCCCCCUCCUCCCUCCUCCUCUCCCCCAGACACUUCCACUGGCCCCGCUCGGGCUCCCCCUCCUCCCGCUCUCACUCCCGGUCCCGGUCCCGCAGUUCCUCCUCCCACCACCGGAGGCGCUCCCUCUCCAGCUCACCUGACGGACGCCCCUCCUCCAGGUCUCGCCACAACAUGGACUCCAGCACUUUGCGGUCCAGGACCCACAAAAGCCCUCACUCACAGUCCAGAUCCCCCCUCAGUCGCAGGCCAAGGUACGACAGCUAUGAGGAAUACCAGCACGAGUGUCUGAAGCGGGAGGAGUACCGCCAGGACUACGAGAAGAGGGAGUUUGAGAGGGCUGAGCAGAGGGAGAGGCAAAGGGAAAAAGCAAUACAGGAGGAGAGACGGGUGGUGUACGUGGGGAGACUGAGGUCCGACAGCACGCGGACCGAGCUGAAGCGGCGCUUUGAAGUCUUCGGCGAGAUCGAAGAGUGUGCCGUGAACCUGAGAGAUGACGGGGACAAUUUUGGCUUCAUCACCUACCGCUACACUUGUGACGCCUUCGCUGCCCUUGAAAACGGACACACCUUACGCCGGUCAAACGAGCCCCAGUUCGAGCUGUGCUUCGGUGGACAAAAGCAGUUCUGCAAAUCGAAUUAUACAGACUUGGAUUCCCAUUCUGAUGACUUUGAUCCAGCCUCCACUAAAAGCAAGUACGACUCCAUGGAUUUCGACAGCUUGCUGAAAGAGGCCCAGCGCAGCCUGAGAAGCUUCUGAAGAAGCUGGGAAGAGACAGUACCAGGAGAGCCAGUGAAUCCUCAUAGCCUGUGUACAGAUGUGUGUGCUGUACUGUUGUACAACGGUCAGUGAAAGACAAAGACGUUGAUGAGAUUUUUUUCUCCAAGCACUACAAACACCCAACAAAUGCUUUGAGUGGUGAAAAUGUGCAGGUUGUUCAGGCUUUUUUUUUUCCUUUUUUUUGUGCCUGAUUUUCUUUUCUUUUUUAAAAAUCUGGUGUUUGGAUGUGGUGUUACACUAUUAACGAGAGAUAACAAUGCUGUCUACAUUUUCGGACAAAAAUGUAGCCCUGUAUUUACAGAUAUGAUCAAAAUAUGUUGUAUUUUUUUGUGUACAUAUCAGACAAAGUUCUUUAUUUGUUACAGCUAUGCACUGUAAAAUGCAGCCUUUUGAUGAAGAAAUUUUCUUAAUUAAGAAUGUCGAUCUGUAGUUAUUACAAUGAUGUAAAACAUAUUGUACACCUACAUGAAGUUUCGAAGACAUGACAUGAUUGUAAAAAUGUGUUGGAGGCUCAUUUCGAGGGUGCAUGUCAACAAAUCUCCUUUUUUGACAUUUAUUUUGUUGGGAAAAAAAGUUUGACAUUUAUAGUUUUAUGUUUAAAGUUUCUCAGUGUUUUUCCUUAUACAACUAGUCUAAAAUGCAUUUUUAACGUGUUUUUUCAUGAUUGUAAAAAAAACAAACCCCAUUUUUUAUGAAUUAUUACUGAAACAAUCAGUAUGUAUCAACUUAUUUUGAUUUCAAUGAUUUUUAUGGUUCUUGUUUUGAUAAUUUUACCCUCUUUGAGGAAAGACUACUACUAUGUUUAAUCUGUUCAAACAGGAUAAACCAUGCAUAUUUAUCUAUUUAUUUUAAUAUUUGAAUCAAAAAUAUUUAUGGUUCCCAUGUCACAUAGUGUACCUCACACAUUUUAGCUAUUUAUAUUGUUGUUAGAUUUUUGUUAUUUCAUUUACAAUCAGAGGUAAGAUGUACAAUAAAUAACAUUUUUGUGAGAAUAUUUAUUUCUAUGCCUUUCAGAAACAAUCAAAAUAUUCUUAAUAAUCUCCUCGACAGUGGGAUGAGAUAUGCUGCUCAUUGUCCAAGUGAUUUCUGUCUCCACAACAGUGGUUUGCAGCCAUGACAAAAUGUCUACCACGUUAUUUUCCUUUAUACACAGUAGAACAUGAAGCAAUAAAAUGAUUUUGCAGGUAUUUUGUUGUACCACACUGUACAAACCUGAUUUGUUGCUCCACACACGCUUGAUUAUGUGAAUGCCAAACAAAAGUUUACAAUUUUCUUUCUGGAAUUUUUUUUAAAUCUUGUAUUUGAUGUUCAAAAUAUAUAUAUACAUGCUGAUAAUAUUGACAUUAUUCACAGUAAUUACAAAAAUAAUUAAUAAUAAUAUAAAUGAAAGAAAAAGUAUUUAAAAAAAGCAAUAAAUUAUUUUUCAAAGUUGUACUUUAGCUUAUAUUGUUGUGUGGUUUUAGAUCCGACCCAUUACCCAAUCGCUGGCUACAUACGGGGAUUCCAUUCCAUUCUUAGCAUGGUCACAUGACUCUUAUCACCCAACAGAGAACACUUACAGUAUGUUCUAGUCAGUCAACACUCAUGUUUGCCCAUUUAGUGUGAGUUUGGGUCUGUGUGUUUCUAUAGAAUCUUGUGGCAACUGUACAAAUGUAAACUAAUACAACGGAAAACACAGUGUUAAAACUGUAGUGUUCAGCAACAAGCAUACUAGCACCAAAACAUUUGUCUGUGUAGCGCAUGGCUAUUAAAUGACAGCCGAUAAAGCACAAACUACUUCGGCUAUCAGGCUCUCCUGUCUGAAUGGCAGUACUUGAAUGACAUCCUAUAAAGCCUAGAGAAACUACUCAAUACUGCAUGCUACUGCACCAUUUUCCAUUAGGCGAUGCUGCCACACAGUCCAGAUAUCACAGCACCUUCGACGUGACAUUAAAGGUAACCUUGUGCUUUCUGGUUUAAUUAAUAUCCUGUUUAUAGUGAGAGCCAAGUAACGAGAAAAAACCUGCUCCAUCACAAGACAUAGAAGGUUUUCGUAUGAAAGCUUCACUGAUCACAGGCCACCUUUCAUUAAGAUUGACUGUGUAGAUGAAAACUAGCUAAUUCUCCUGAUGCAAAGAGGCAAAAAUCAGUGGGGGGGAAAUCUUCCCCCUUCACCUGUAUUUCAACAUGUUUUUUUUUAUUUUCUGUACAGCGCAUGGGUAAUGGCGUCGCGUCCCAUUUGAUAGAUGUGGCUUUAAUCAUUGUAAUAAA
Molecule: messenger RNA, 6244 nt
Organism: Salmo salar (Atlantic salmon)
Lineage: Eukaryota; Metazoa; Chordata; Actinopteri; Salmoniformes; Salmonidae
Source: RefSeq, a predicted model, not a curated record